AUGCGUGUGCAGGCAAGUCCUUUCGUAACCGACAAGCACCAUAUUCCGGAUCCUUUUGACGACGGGGAGGAUUAUUGCUGGGUCAGUGUUAUACUCUCACCAGAGGUGAAAAAUGGUACCCAUAGUGAUGAAGAGAUUAUGCUCUUUGUAAUCCAGAAGUGUAAAGCUGGUCAUACACCCAUGACCCAUCAACCACUACAUGGGUUGGGGGACCACUGUAUCUCGUUGCCAGUCAAGUGGAAUACACCUAGGCAAACCAUGCGUACAGUUCGGGAUCAGGCUGCGGCUCUUGCUACAUGGUGGUUUGUCCAAAUUCACCAAAAGAGGGUUACUAUUGACCAGGAGAUGGUUUUUGAUGACCGUACCACAGGAGGAUUCAAGCCCAUGUUGGAUAUGAUCCCUCUGGAGUGGGAAAAACCCGAGUAUUCAGAUUAA
Penicillium robsamsonii is the source of this 435-nucleotide messenger RNA. RefSeq lists its product as uncharacterized. The coding region runs from base 1 to 435 and encodes 144 amino acids. The record is from RefSeq and is a predicted model, not a curated record. NCBI's taxonomy places the organism in Eukaryota, Fungi, Ascomycota, Eurotiomycetes, Eurotiales, Aspergillaceae. The transcript has a single exon.